Messenger RNA from Dentiscutata erythropus, 193 nucleotides. Lineage: Eukaryota; Fungi; Glomeromycota; Glomeromycetes; Diversisporales; Gigasporaceae. The record is from the annotation of a GenBank genome assembly.
AUACUAAAUCUUUAAUUCUUCAAAAUUCUCUUGAACUGGUGGAUACCCCAGUAUUAAUCUCAAAUUUUUCAAAUUCUCUUAGACCAAUGGAUGCUGUUACCGUUAUAUUUGACUUUGCCGGUCUUUGUAAAUGCCUUUCAACAAUAGAUCUCUUGGCUCUCGCAUUGAUGAAGAAUGCAGCUAAAUACGAAGG